Messenger RNA from Hippocampus zosterae (dwarf seahorse), 1462 nucleotides. RefSeq names its product protein phosphatase 1, regulatory subunit 42 (gene ppp1r42). NCBI's taxonomy places the organism in Eukaryota, Metazoa, Chordata, Actinopteri, Syngnathiformes, Syngnathidae. Bases 376 to 1374 code for a protein of 332 amino acids. Gene Ontology annotation, molecular function: protein binding. The record is from RefSeq and is a predicted model, not a curated record. The transcript is spliced from 8 exons.
UACCCGACGUCAAAUUGUCGUACUGUGCGUCAUUGUCGCGCUAGCCAAGUUAGCAUCAACGGCGACACACGCAAGUCUGGAACGACAUUUGCGACAACCGCGUAGUGUAUUAUCCUAUAUUAUGUAUUUAGUUAUCAUUUGCCGCGUGGUACGAAGCAGUUGCAUUGCCGUAUAUGUCGUACUAAAUGUUUGGAAAAGACAAGUGAAAGGGAAAAAGUUGCUCGGUAUGUGACAUAAUCACAACAAAGAAUGACGUAUUUCCUUUUAGUUGGACGAACCCGAGGCUCCAAAUCACUUUAGGGAGGUAAUUACUGCUUAUAUUAAUUAGAGGUGGUGUGCAUUUUGAGAAGGGUGUGGCAGGACUGAAGGACCACCAUGGUAACCCUGACCACGGAGCUCAUAGUCAAUUCGAGGAACUUCAAGAAAAAGAAAGGCCGCCUCUCCCUUCAGUACGACCUCAGGACCCUCACCCAUCUCCACUUCUCCGGGCAGAACAUUGAGGACAUCGGCGACCUCUCCGCAUGCCAAAACCUGACCGUCCUCUACCUGUACAACAACCGCGUCACGCAGAUCCACAACCUGGACUUCGCUUGUAACCUAACCCAUCUGUACCUGCAGAACAACAAUAUCACACACAUUGACAACCUGGCCCAUCUGCAGAAGCUCUCCAAACUCUUCCUGGGCGGUAACAGGAUCUCGCUUCUUGAGGGUUUGGAGAGCCUGGGGGAGCUCGAGGAACUGCACAUGGAGAGUCAGAGGCUGCCCCCCAGGGAAAAACUGCAUUUCGACCCCAGGACUCUACGCGCCCUGGCUAAAUCUCUGCGCGUCCUCAACAUCAGCAACAACAACAUCGACGAAAUAGCCGACCUCGCCGCGCUCUGGGAAAUUCGAUAUUUUUACGCCGCUGACAACAAGCUUCGCAACGUGGAGGAGCUCGAGAGCGUGUCGGGGUCCUGGCCUUGGCUCGUUCAAAUGGAUUUGCGCGGAAAUCCCGUGUGUAAAACGGCCAAGUACCGAGACCGACUGAUCACGGCGUGCAAGGCGCUCGAGGUGCUGGAUGGCCGUGACAUUCACGAGGUGACCAGAGAGUUUCUGGUGAAAUGGGAAGCGUCUAAAGAAGCCAAGAAGAAAAAGAAGGAGGCGCUGUUGAACCCUCCUUUAAUGAAUAACGCCAGCAAGGGUCAGGGUGCUUAUCCGCUUCGCGCCUGUUGCCUCGCUCGCGCACAAGGGUGGAAGCUGCUGCCGCCGCCGCCGCCACCGCCGCAGAAGCAGCAGCAGCAGCCUCGCAGGGUGCAGCUGUUAAAAAGCUCUCUGUACAGACGGCUCAACCGGAUGGCCGUCACGGCAGAUGCGAAUAAAAAAAUCACCAGAUAGAUUUGAUAGAUUUAACUUUUUUUUUUUGGGGUGAAACUCAACUGCUCUGAUUGCAUGAAUCAGAACAUUAAAUCUUGACUUGAAGCUG